Messenger RNA from Myxocyprinus asiaticus (Chinese sucker), 6016 nucleotides. RefSeq names its product latent-transforming growth factor beta-binding protein 3-like. The coding region runs from base 461 to 4252 and encodes 1263 amino acids. The record is from RefSeq and is a predicted model, not a curated record. The transcript is spliced from 30 exons. Lineage: Eukaryota; Metazoa; Chordata; Actinopteri; Cypriniformes; Catostomidae. Gene Ontology annotation, molecular function: calcium ion binding.
AUAUGCACACAUACGAGCAAGCCAGGCAGCGACUGAAAGUAAGGAGAAGCAGGGUUUAAGAAAUGAGUUGAAAAGAAGCGUUUUUCACGUUAUUCGACUGAAAAGCUGACAUACAUCGCAUGUGAGAUUUUUUAAACGGCUUUUGAAAAUGUCCCAAAUUGGGGUACAGAUCAUUUUUCUGUUUUUAUACAUCGAAACGGACGUAAUUUUUCCAGUUUUUACUUAAAAAGGGACAGGGAGGCACCAGGAAAACUUUCUGCGCGAGGACUUUCCUAGUCAGGGUUGCCUGGGAAAAGCGAGGCAGUUUUGGCGGAACUUUUCCACUCAAGUUUCCAGCGAAACGUCUUCUGCGGUCGAGCCUGGAGAGACUGCCUGACCGACCCAGGCUUUAAGUGUAUAUACCGUGGGUGGUAGCGUGAAUGCCCUGUGUUGUCCUGCGUUGGCAUUGAGGGAUGCCAGCAUGCCCUCGCUGAUUCUUUCCCAUCUGCUCCUCAUCUGGCUCGCGCUCCAGCGGUUGGCUCUGUGCGCCGAGCGCGCAUCCACUCGCGAGCGCUUCAAAGUGGUCAUCGCGCCUCUCAUCUGCAAACGGACGUGCCUGAAGGGCCAGUGUCAGGACACCUGCGAGCAGGGCAACAAUACGACUCUCAUCGGGGAAAACGGCCAGUCCGCGGAUACACUGACCGCACAUGGCUUCCGAGUCGUGGUGUGUCCUCUCACCUGUAUGAAUGGAGGAGUGUGUAGUACUCGUACACACUGUCUUUGCCCACCAGGCUUCACUGGACGCCUCUGCCAAUACCCUGUUCGAACUCAAGCUUCUCGUGGAAACAAGCAGCCUGUCUACACCCUGCAGGUGAUGCCUGAUUCCCAGGGUUUGUCUGAUCAAGGCGGCACUGGCGGGCGACAGCAACUAGCACAGACUCACUCUGUAUUCACUCUGCCUUUAUCACAAGGUGCUGGGCACCACUCCUCUGAAGUGCAGGUCAAUGUCCGUGUUCUUCAUACACCAGACACUUCAGUUGUCAUUCAUCCUUUCGAACAAUCAGAGAACAAGCCCCACAGUACUAAGGCUGUGACCCGCCUUCCUCCACAGACACAUAAGCCCAAGGGGAGGUGCUUCCAGGAAACCACACCCAAACAAGCUUGUAGUAGUAACCCUCUCCCUGGUCUGACCAAUCAGGAAGACUGCUGUGGCAGUGUGGGUAAUUCAUGGGGCCAAAACAAAUGUUACAAAUGCCCUUUACUACCUUAUGCUGGGAAACACCAGACUAUAGUAGAGGAAUUUGGCUCCACAUGCCCUCAGGGAUACAAGAGGCUCAACAGGACACACUGCCAAGACAUAAAUGAAUGUAUGAUGCAGGGACUGUGUCAGAAUGGAGAAUGUUUAAACACACAAGGAAGUUUCCGAUGUACCUGCAAGCCUGGAUAUGUACUGACAGACAGGACACGCUGCAUCGCAUCAACUGUUGAGCAGGGUCUCUGUUUUCGUAUGGUUACGGAGGCAGGGAAAUGUGAACAUGCUCUUCCAACACGCCUGUCCCAUGAGAUAUGCUGCUGCACUGUGGGUAAAGCAUGGGGCAGCAACUGUGAGAGGUGUCCACAGGAUGGCACAGCUUCCUUCAAUAAGAUCUGUCCAGCAGGGAAAGGGAUGUCUUUCUUGACCUAUCACAGAACUCUGUCCAUUCAGCCCUUCCUGACUAGCAUUGAACACAAUCUCAAACCUGACACUGAGGUCAAGCCUCCGGAAGGCCCCAUUCAGACGACCACGCCCAUGCAGCACUUACCAGUCAGCCCGCACGGUCCUCGCAUCCCAGUCAUUGUGGCCAAGCCAACUCCUCCUCCCAUAUCCUGGGUUCCCCCAGAGACUGACUCACUGGAGGUGGCACAGACGCAGGUCUCACCAAUGGAUGACUGCAAACUGAACAGGAAUAUAUGUGGUCAUGGAGAGUGUGUAAACACACAGAAUGGUUUUGUGUGCCACUGUUAUGCCGGAUAUCGACCACAUGCUCAGAAAAAGAGUUGCGUGGAUGAAAAUGAAUGUGACUCUGAGCCAUGUGGUAGGGGCACCUGCAUUAACACUGUUGGUUCCUACCGAUGCAACUGUCACCCUGGCUAUAAACUUGCAGUGCCUCAUGGGAAACGCAGAUGUAUUGAUGUAAAUGAAUGCUCUAGGCCCGAUAUCUGUGGAGUUGGAGGGCAGUGCACUAAUUUGCAUGGUUCCUAUAAAUGUGAAUGUCUGCCAGGCUUCAGGAGCAAAUCCCGCAGACAGCCUAUCUGUGAAGACAUUAAUGAAUGUUUGGACCCGAAUACCUGUCCUAAUGAACAGUGCGAGAAUACUCUUGGAUCCUAUGAGUGUAUACCCUGCCAACCUGGACACCAAGCACAGGGAGGAAUGUGUCACGAUAUCAAUGAGUGUCAAAAGCGUGGUGUCUGUCUGAAUGGCCGCUGUGAGAAUUUGCGGGGAUCGUAUCGCUGUUUCUGUAAUGAGGGCUUCCUGCCUGAGGCUGACAGCAAAGGCUGCAGAGACAUUAAUGAGUGUCAGGAUAAUCGUCUUUGUGCUAAUGGUCACUGCAUUAACACGGAAGGAUCGUUCCGGUGCCAGUGUUACCCUGGUUUCCAGCCUACACAAGAGGGAAGCCACUGUGAAGAUAUCAACGAGUGUGAACGAGCCUCCAAUUGCCAGCGAGGACGCUGUAUUAACACAAUGGGUUCCUACCGCUGUGAGUGCCAGAAAGGAUAUAUGCUGGUCAGUGGUCGCCGGUGCCAAGACAUAGAUGAGUGCGCUGUGGACAGGAGUCUGUGUCAGCCUCAUGGUGUAUGUGAAAACAGACAGGGUGGAUAUGUGUGUGUAUGCAACGAUGGUUUCAUACUAUCUGAAGACAAACACAGCUGUGAGGAGGUUGAGUUGGACCUGAAUUACAAGAAGGAAUGCUAUCUAAAUCUGGAUGACACAGUGUUCUGUGACAGUGUUCUGGCAACCAAUGUUACAAAGCAGGAAUGCUGCUGUUCUAUUGGUGUGGGAUGGGGUGAUCACUGCGAGAUCUACCCCUGUCCAGUCUACCACUCAGCGGAGUAUCACUCUCUUUGUCCAGUCGGCAGAGGAUUUUACCAUGAGGAGGGAAAGAUAGAAUAUGGAUUAGCAGUACACAGAGACAUUGAUGAGUGUGUCCUGUUCUCUAAUGAGAUCUGUAAGGAGGGACGUUGUAUGAACACACAGCCAGGCUUUGAAUGCUACUGCCAGCAGGGAUUCUACUAUGACAGCAAUCUACUGGAAUGUAUCGAUGUAGAUGAAUGUCAUGAUGAGUCCCUGUGUACAAAUGGACAUUGUGUAAACAUUCGAGGCUCUUUCUACUGUACCUGCAAUCCACCCUGGGUCCCUGACGCUGCUAACAAAAAGUGUGUCUUUCCCACAGUCACAGGUGUGGAUGAGUGUCAGGACCCUGCUAAUUGCAAAAAUGGCCACUGUGUAAACACCCAAGAUUCCUAUUAUUGCAUCUGUACUCCACCCUGGAUUCUGGCAACCGACCGUAAUGGAUGUGUUACACCUGAGGAACAGGCAGUAACGGGUGUGUCUGUGGUGCACCUUUCAGAUGUGAAUGAGUGUGAGGACCCCUCCUACUGUAGGAACGGGAGAUGUGUCAACACUCCCGGCUCCUUCCACUGCAUUUGCAAGCAGCCUCUCACCUUCAGUGCAGCCCUCAAGCAAUGUGUCUAUGAUGACCGCACUGCAGCACAUAAAGAUAUAUGUUUCCAAGAGGUUGAUGAGGAUCUUAUGUGUACUAUGCCUCGGAACGAGUUAACGGUGACCUAUUCUGAGUGCUGCUGUCACUAUGGUCGUGGCUGGGGUCCAGAGUGCCGUACCUGUCCCAAUAGAAAUUCAGUGCUUUUUAACAGGUUGUGUGAGAUGCAUUUGGAUACUGAGUCUGAUGGAGAGGGGGAAUUCUUGGCAGCUUUCUCCAACUACAACCCAGAUGGAGACAGUUCAGAAGAAGACUCAGAUGAGUGUAGCUGUGCUAAUGGUCGGUGUGUGCGAUCCUAUCUGGGUACAAUGUGUGAGUGCAAUCCUGGAUUUGUACUGGAUCACUCACGAACACGCUGUACAGAUAUUGAUGAGUGUGCAGGGCGAAGCUCAGGGCAGAGCCCCUGCAAGAACGCACGCUGUAUUAACACCUUUGGCUCAUUUCAAUGUCACUGUAAACUUGGAUUUGUAGCGGCACGCCGACCUCAUGUUUGUAUACGUGCUAGGUCCCAAUAACGGCACAGCGGCUCAUCCACCCUAUUCUCAAACACUUCCACGCACAAACAGUCUCUUGUGCCCUCACUCUUUUUAUGUACAUACAUAAAAAGUGAUAUGCCACCACUGAUACACAUCAUCAAAUCUAGUGUAACUGCAUUUACAAGCAAUUUCAUGUGUUCACCCUGUCAUUCCCUUGUACGUUAUUUUGGGAAUGUGAGUUAAUCACCAUUAGCUUCUUAAAUACAAAUAUCUUGCUAUUUUGCAUUUAUUAUGACUUUCAUGCGUGUUCCUUCUUCCAUUUAAUCUGUUUGCACCCAUUUGAAAAUGCGUUUGUCAUUGAAAGAGGAAUUGCCUUUGGAUGAAAUGUGUAUUUUAAAUUUUGGUUUUUAUUUUUUGUAAUUAUGUUGCUGCUCUGCAAGUUAUAGGUAACUUUAACAUAGCUCACCAUUUUGUUAAAUCAUUUGUUUUCUCAUCUAUUCCUCUUAUUAUUUUUUUAAGACUUAACUUUGUAAGACUUUAAAGUAAAUCUUUUUUUUUUCCUUUGGUUUGUGCCCAAAGCUCUUAUUCAGACAGUUUGAUACAAACAAUGAUUUGAUUUUUGUGUUAUUUCUUUGUUUGUAUUAUUGUUUUUAUUUGUCUAUUGUUCACCGGUGUUUUGUUCUAUUAAUUUGCUUUGUAUAUUGUUUUUACAUUGUUUUCUUUAUUUGAUAAUGCAACCGUCAUUUUUCUUCAGUUGCACUGAGCAUGUAAGUUAGUGUUCUUCUGAAGAAAUGUUUGCCUUUCUUUGCAUUGCUCCAUAUCUCAUUUAAUUUGCCUCUGUUGCCUGUUUACAAAUGAAGUUAGUCUUUGAAAAAGAUGGCAGUGAUAAUUUUGGUUGACCAAACCAUUUAAAUUGUGCAAAAAUGUUCUAUUUAAAUAGAAUACAAGAAGUUUGUUUUAAAUUUCUUAAAUACAUUUGCCUUCUUGCCGAGACUGUGGGAGACAUGGGGAAAGGCAGAACAGUUUAGACCUAACUAUACAAGCUCCGUACUUUAACAGUAAGAAAGAUGCUAUUUACCAAAGAAAUGAAGAUGAAUUUAUAAACGAGAAGGAAGUCAAACCCUUAAUGUUCAGUGCUAUAUGACUUUGAUUCUCUCUCUGUUUGUUCUUUCUUUUGUUAAUUAUUAUUAUUAUUUUCAAAUCAAGGUUGGGUUAAAACAGGGUGCUUUUGGUAAAUCAUUAGGAAUGAGAUCAAAUUUAAUAAUUUAAUAUAAUUUUUUUAAAAAGAAAUGUUUGCACAUGCUUUGAAAACAGAACAGAGAUUUUAGGUUUUAGCAGCUUCACAGGGAGGGAAACACUGUUUGUCAGUUUGGUUGUCCCUCUUUAUAGACAUUAUAGUCUACCAGUCGAUUAAAAAAAAAGGUUUCAUUUUGUAAAAAUUAAAAAGUAAUUAGUAAUGACUUUAAAAAUAACAUUACAGCCUCAUUCUUUCAUGAACUACCAACUGUGGUAUCACCUGAUCAGACAAUUUGGGUCUCAAAUGGGAUGCAUAAACAUCUGUGUUGUUUCCUUACUACUUACUAAAAGAGAGAACAAAUUAACAGAACUACUUAAGAAGCUAAGCUGAACAAAAUGGUCAGCUCUAUAAUUAAAUCAUGAAGUGCUUGCAAUACAGUAAGGUUGACUUACAGGCUUACAACAGAGAUAAAUUGAAUAUGCUGUACAUAACCAAGUGCCAAACUGAAGGAAAUCUCAAAUGUAUUUGAUGGAACUUGUUUAUAAAAUAAAAUAUACUACACCAUG